Sesamum indicum (sesame) is the source of this 2156-nucleotide messenger RNA. RefSeq names its product tobamovirus multiplication protein 1. Lineage: Eukaryota; Viridiplantae; Streptophyta; Magnoliopsida; Lamiales; Pedaliaceae. The record is from RefSeq and is a predicted model, not a curated record.
CUCUAAUACUAUACUUUAUUCUAUCCAUCUCCACCAUUAACACCAACACAAUUGCAUUUUACAGCGAGAGAUCCAUUUCUGACUGUAUUAUGUGUGUGUAUCUGUAGAGAGAGAAAGAGAGUAGAGGGAGAUAUAUAUAUAUGUGUGUGUGUGUGUGGAGGUGGACGGGUGGUGGGGUUUGGGGGAUUUACUAGCGGAUCUGUAGACUAGAGGAAUCGAAAGAUACUAUCGGAAAAGAAUGAAAAAGAUGUAUAUAUUACUUCUUGAUACUUGACGCUCCGGAGUUCGCAACGAGGAGAAAAGGACUUCAUUUACAUAUGCUGUAUGCUUGUUCGCAUAUUCAACACCCCACAUCUUUGUCUCUUGCAUUGGUCUUUUUCUUGAUGUUAUUUCUGAUACACACACGCCUACGCGGACGGUGAGAGUGCGUGCUUGCGUGAGUCGUGUGGAAGGGAAAAAAAGAUGUUGGAAUUGAGAGAAGGGAGUUGCUAUCCAGAGGCGGUGGUCGGAGUAAAUGUGGGUUUGGCUUGUGUUGAUGCUGUGAUUGCAUUUAUUGCUUUUUAUCAGUUGAUAAGGAUCCACUCAAGAAAUUUGCUGCUUGGCUGGACCAGACAAAAGGUCUUUCAUCUAAUGAUUGGAUCUUCUAACUUGGGUUAUUUCCUUUAUUUUGUGUUAACUCUUGUUGCUGCUUGUAAGGGUUGGGUUUGCUGGUCACACUCGUGUGGUUUCAUUGUCAUGGCUUUCCCCAAAAUUCUGUUUGUUGCAGCAUUUCUUCUACUCUUGUCAUUUUGGGUUGACUUAUGUCAUCAAUCAAAUGAUGAUGAUGAAGAUGAAUACUGCAGCUCUCAAGAAGCCCUGCUGGAGACGACAAAUAUAUCUGAUUCUAACACCAAUAGUAUCCGGAAAUGUUUCUCCUUUGUGUCAAUUCGCAUAGGAAGCCGUCAAAAAGUUGUGAUUUUGGUUGCUGUCUUAGUUUUUGCAAUAAUGGUAGCAUCUUCAGUACUGAUAUGGAUUGGGAUGGGAAAGAAUCCUAUUGACUCUGCAGUUGUUGCUCAGGUAUAUGUAGAUCUGAUUGCCAUAACAGUUCUCUUACUGGGAGGAGCCUUGGCAUGCUAUGGACUAUUAUUGUUCUUGAAAAUGAGAAAAGUGAGAUCUGAGCGGGCUUCAACAGAAAUGUGGAAGGUGGCUGGUUUGGCCAUCGUAUCUGUGAUAUGUUUUACAUCAAGUGCAUGUGUAGCUAUAGCAACAAAUAUACCUCUGUUCUAUCACUGGCAUGAACAACAGAUAGAUGGUGUCUAUACCUCUCUUCUACUGGUGUUGUAUUAUUUCAUAGGUUCAUCAGUGCCCUCAGCCUUUGUCCUACUGGUGAUGAGAGAAUUACCGCCUCCACUUGUGAUUAACAGACGGCAAGAGUCCAGAACAAUAGCCUUUAUCCGAGACCAUUCAGUUGCAGCCCAUCCAGAGCAUUGGACGGCUACAACGAGUGUGCAGACUCAGGUCUCAAGAGCAAGCCCGGUAUGAAAUGCUGCUUUGCACGGACCUGGAAUUGCCAGAACAGCCAACUGCAAAAAGAAACACGGAACUCGACAUGGCAAAUAAAGGGCAAGCGGCUUAAUCUAAUCUCACGAAGACGAGAUGACGCUCAAAGGCACUAUUUAAAAGGACACCCGGCCACAGGUUGACUUUGCCCUUAAGCUGAUAGCUUUGGCUCUUGUACAUAGCAAUCCUACUCCAAACUCUCGACGCAAAAAGUGGUGAGAGUUAAUACAUUAGAGCUGUUAGAUUGUUGGCCUAUUUUGUUGAUGUUUGUGUGUUAAGUGAUAAAAAGUAGAAGAGGUGGUGAGGUAAUGAAUAGAGAAAAAUGAAAUAAUAAGGGUGUAAUUAUUGGAGAUAAAAGUAAUUUUGCAGUCACACGUGAAAGGAAGGAAAGAGAGAAAGAGGUGGGUGAUGUUUUUGGUCAUACAAACAACAGGAGAGAGGAGAGGAGAGGAGACGGUGUCAUCUCAUCUCAUCUCUAUCUCAUUUGGGUUGGCGCUGUCAAAACAGAGGCGUGCCUUUUAGCAUGCGCAUCAAAGCUGAUAUCAGGCCAAAAUCCCCCAUUUCAAAACCCUAUUUCCUUUUUGUUUUACUAAUAAAGAAAUUCAGGGUUUGUAUUA